CUGUUUUAUUUGAUGAUUCAAAGUUUUCCUUCUUUGUCUUGAGUUUGAAGUUUGAGUAGACUUUGGUUUUGAUUCAAAACAGUUGAUUGAUUAAAUCUUCAUUGUCUUAAUCUGUUCCAAGUUUCUUGUGUGUUUGAUUAAAUCUUCAUUGUCUUUAUAUGUUCCAAGUUGAUUGAUUAAAUCAGUUCAUUGUCUUAAUCUGUUCCAAGUAUCUUGUGUUUUGAUUAAAUCUUCAUUGUCUUUAUUUGAUCCAAGUUUCUUGUAUUAAUUUUUGAAGUGAGAAGUGUCUUGUGUUUUGAUUUAAAACACAGUUGGAACUGCGUGGGAGACAGUAAAUGAGAAGACACAUAAAGAAGACAAAGGUCUUGCAGGGAGCAGCAAGAUACAGAGGUCACACAUAGACGUCAAACCAUCUAUCUUUAAGUUCAGAGGACUUGGCGUGGGAGACAGAUACAAACAGUGGCUUAUGAAACAAACAACAAAAGAAAAAAAAAGAAGACAGUGGCAUGUAACAGAAACAAACACCAAAUAAAAAAGAAAGCUUGCAGUGGCAUGUUACACAAAGAAACACCAAAAGAAAAAGAAGGAGGCAGAGCAUGUGACGCCCAAGUGCCAUACGUUUCCUCUUCUUCCUUUAUAAACCAUAGAUUCAUGUUUUGUAAAUCAUAUUGUCCUACUUUGUUUCUCUUUACAAAGAGUAGAUUCAUGCUUUGUAACUUCUCAAAACAUCAUUCUCAAACGUAUUCUCACGUAUUCAUGUUUUCUCACGUAUUCAUGCUUUCUCACGUUUAACGCUUUUUCAAACGUUUGUAACUUAUCAAACGUAUUUCUCACGUAUUCAUGCUUUGUAACUUCUCAAAACAUCAUUCUCAAACAACUUCUCUCUUAUCAAUUUCUCUCUUACCAUUUCUCUCUAAUCAUUUCUCUCUUACCAUUUAUCUUUUAUAAUUUCUCUUCAAAAUGGCUUCUUCUUCUUCUCAUGAUCUUGAUGACAUGAUGGAUGAAGCAUUUGAUCAAUUUUUCGAGCAACAGUUCGAAAAACUUUCCAUCCACUACCAAGAACGUCAAAAUGCAUCAAAGUCCAAAAAAAAGAGAGCCUACAUUGAAAGACAACGAGAACAAGGAGACAUGCAGUUAUGGAACGAUUAUUUUAGUGAAGAUACAACGUAUCCUUCUCACAUGUUCCGACGCCGUUUUGGAAUGAACAAGCCCUUGUUCAUGCGUAUUGUUGAUCGACUCUCCGCUGAAAUCCCAUACUUUCAACAAAGAAGAGAUGCUACUGGAAGGUUCGACCACUCUCCAUUACAAAAGGCAACGGCAUCAAUUCGUAUGAUGGCAUAUGGUUGCCCAGCUGAUGCGGUCGACGAAUACCUCCGACUUGGUGAGACCACGGCGCUUUUAUGCUUGGAACAUUUUGUUCAAGGAAUCAUAAAUUUAUUUGGAGAAGAGUAUCUAAGAAGACCCACGCCAGAAGAUCUUCAACGACUACUCGAUAUUGGCGAGAUACGCAUAUUUCCCGAGAUGGUAGAAAGCAUCGAUUGUAUGCAUUGGGAGUGGAAGAAUUGUCCGACCGCAUGGAAAGGUCAAUAUACACGUGGAUCAGGAAAGCCAACAAUUGUUUUAGAGGCUGUAGCUUCAGCAGAUCUCUGGAUAUGGCACGCGUUUUUCGGACCUCCAGGUACAUUAAACGAUAUCAAUGUUCUUGAUCAAUCACCAGUUUUUGACGAUAUAUUACAAGGUCGAGCUCCAAAGGUUAAUUACAUUGUCAACGGACACGAGUACCAUUUGGCUUACUAUCUCACAGAUGGUAUUUAUCCAAAAUGGGCUACUUUUGUCCAAUCUAUUCCACUUCCGCAAGGGCCGAAAGCAUCCUUAUUCGCUACACAACAAGAAGCUGUACGUAAAGAUGUCGAGCGUGCUUUUGUGGUCUUGCAAGCUCGAUUUGCCAUAAUCAAAAAUUCAGCUCUUUUGUGGGAUAAAAUAAAAAUUGGAAAGAUAAUGAGAGCAUGUAUCAUUCUGCAUAAUAUGAUAGUAGAAGACGAACGAGAUGGGUACACUCAGUUCGAUGUAUAAGCCUUCGCACAACCGGAAUCAAACCGAAGUUCACAAGUGGAUUUCGCGUUUUCAACAGAUAUGCCUUCAAAUCUCAGGAAUGUGAUGAAUAUGAUGAGCAUUCGGAAUCAAAUACGUGAUAACAAAAUACAUCAACAAUUGAAAGCUGAUUUGGUUGAGAAUAUCUGGCAAAAAUUUGGAAUAAAUCAAGAUUACAACUAAUCGGCUUUAUCU
Brassica napus (rape) is the source of this 2286-nucleotide messenger RNA. RefSeq lists its product as uncharacterized. NCBI's taxonomy places the organism in Eukaryota, Viridiplantae, Streptophyta, Magnoliopsida, Brassicales, Brassicaceae. The coding region runs from base 961 to 2073 and encodes 370 amino acids. The transcript is spliced from 3 exons. The record is from RefSeq and is a predicted model, not a curated record.